CCAAGGGAGCUUAUUAGGCUUAUAGGAGAGCCAGAGGGAGACUGAUGGGCCUCGCAGCCGUGGACACACACUUCAGUGCUGCAUGGGGAGAUAUAAAAGCCCUCUCACACACAGCGUCCAGCGUCACUGAAGUGCUCCAUUUGACAUGGGUGUGGGUUUCUUACCACAGAGAACGCUUCCUCCAGGACACCAAAGGACUCAGCUUGAAAGAUUUUAAAGAAAAAAGAAACAGUUGGUUUGGACAGCAUGUGACCACAGAAAUUGCCUGUCUUUGAGGAUGGAUGUUUUCUUGGGCAGACAGGUUUUUGGGGUUAUUUAACCGACAGGUUUUUGGGGUUAUUUUUGUUAUGAGAAUGCUAAUGGUGGACAGGCACUGUCAAGCUGUUUGCAGAGGAAAAUACCAAAAUGUUUUUGAACUCUAACUGUUAUUGUGACUUUUGCUGCUUUUGAUCAAGUUUUUCAUAUUUUUUUAAAUGAUCCACAAUUUAUCCAAACCAAACAUUGAAAAACGGAAGCAUUGAGCGAAGAUGGACUCCUCAUUCACCUCAGAGACGUUUCACAAUGCGGGGUCGAUAGCUGACCCCACCACCAGUUAUGUGGACGAGGACAUGUAUCUGCAGGAGGAUCUGGAUGUGUUCAGUGUGACCAUGGCUGUUCUCUACCUGGCUGUGUGCAUCGUAGGGCUGGGCGGGAACACCCUGGUCAUCGUUGCUAUCUUAAAGCUGGACAAGAUGGCUUCUGCCACCACGGUGUACAUCUUCAACCUGGCCCUGGCCGACGGCCUCUUUAUGGUGGGCCUCCCCUUCAUCGCCAUGCAGAAUUUCCAGAACCACUGGGCAUUCGGGGACCUGGCCUGCAAGCUGGUCAUGGUCCUGGACGGCAUCAACCAGUUCACCAGCGUCUUCUGCCUGACCGUGAUGAGCAUUGACCGUUACAUGGCGCUGGUUGACCCGCUGCGGUUCGCCCGCUGGCGCACGCCCAGGCGGGCCAAGAUAGUCAGCGGCUUCCUGUGGCUGUUCUCUCUGUUGCCUGUCCUCCCCAUGACCAUUCAUUUCUCGGCUAGGGACGGCCUGUGUAACCUGGACCCCCAGGUGGCUUCCGACUCCUGGUGGCUGGCCUUCAUCACCUACACAUUUGUCCUGGGCUUUGCUCUGCCCUUCCUGGUUAUGAUUGUCUCCUACACCGCCUUGGUGGUCACACUGAGGACCCACCGCCACCAGGCCAGCUCCCCAGGCCAGGAGAGCCCUCGCCUGGAAACCCAAGUCACCAAGAUGGUGGUGGCGGUGGUGCUGGCAUUCGCCGUGUGCUGGCUGCCGUUCUAUGCCUUCAACUUCUGCUCGCUGUACCAUACGGACCUGGUGCUGACCUUCGCCAGGUGCUUUGAGUUUGUUGUGCUGUUGUCCUAUUCCUGGAGCUGUGCCAACCCCAUCCUGUACGCCUGCCUCUCAGAAACCUUCGGACGCCACUUCCUCACCCUCCUCUGCCCCACYAAGAGGUUUCCCAGUGUGCAAUGCAACCCUGACACGGAGCGCUAUGACCUCAACGAUACAAGCGGGAUGGGCAACAGUGCGGUGGCAUAGAGAUUCCUGAAAAACAUUGGAAACUUUUUUUAUGUACGCCAACUUUCCCUUUAAAUUAUGACAUUUUAUUCUGUGUCUUUGGACAUGUCCUUUGUAUACAAAGGAGGUUGGUAAAGAUUAGUGUGUUUUUCUAUACAAGUGUUUCUACAUACACUUCUGUACAGCUGUUUUUCUACAGGAUAAUAGGUUUUCUAUUUCCGCACCGCUCUGACUUGUUCUCUAAUUUCAUUUCUAAUAAGGCUGCGGUGAGGCCCCGCUGCUCUAUCACACCACUGUAAUUCGAUUUUCCAUAACUAAUUAAAUGAGGAAYAAAUUCUGUGACAACCGAGAGACAACAACAGGUGGCAUGUAAACAAGAUGGUAGCUACAGUAUGUGCCGCUGGCCAAGACAAAGAUCUCCCAGAAGACCCACAAAAGAAGUACACUUAAUGACGGCAAGUUUGCUAUGUGUCCGUCUCUCUAGCAGGAUCGUGUCAUUGAGAUGGCGGCGGCGGCGGGGGGGGGUGGUCAUGUAAUGGAUUUGCCUUGUUAGUGUCCUGACCCGCCAUAGGAACACUUUCACAUCAACUUUGUCUGGACAUUUUCAGUGAUGUCAUGGAAGUCAGCUCAAAGAUGUUUUCUUUAUGGGAAAUUCUUCCUACAGAACUGUUUGGGGUGAGAUACAAAAGACAAGUAGAAAAGGUGUUCGGUUCAUCCCAAGAUUAGUCCUAUAUUGAAUGUUCAUUGAGUAAGAAUGUUUAUACUGUAACUACGGAUGUUUUUUACUUAUUAAAAUGGUAAUAGAGUGAGGUUUUUCCUGAUAAAGGAAGAUGAAUGAAACAUGAAUUACUUUAUGGAAACUUUAUGAUCGAGCAACUGAUUCUUUAUCAAGACAAUGGACAAAGAAAAUACAAGACAGAGAGGGAUGGAAUAAUCAUCUUUAUCAUCAUUAUUAAAAUCAUAAUCAUCACUGCCAUCGUCAUCAACUAUUUUUGUUGUAGUUGCUUUCAUGUUGAAUUUAACGCGCAACCUAUUGUCGUGUUAAAUUAGUUUCACAAUUUACAAAUAAUGUUUAUGGAUACGUAUUACAUAUUGCUGAUUGAAUCUCACCUACUCACUACAGUAUCGUCACCUUUCUGUUUUAAAUAUUAAAUCACACGGGAGAAAAGUAACUGAUGGAAAUUUGCAUUGAAAACAUACAAAUCACAAUUAUGUGUUUUGUCUUCUUUAGGUUCAUUCCAAAAAUGAUUAAUCUGUGAGGCUCAAGUUAAACUACUUAGUAGCAUGCGUGUAUGACUGUAGCCUACCUGGUAUAUAAACAGUUUACUUGUGGUGGAUUGUGUGGUGAAGUCACAUUAUGAGAGAGGCUCUGACUAGGGUUGCAAAGGGAGGGUAUAUUACUGGAAACAUUUCAUGUUUACCAGUA
Salvelinus sp. IW2-2015 is the source of this 2985-nucleotide messenger RNA. RefSeq names its product somatostatin receptor type 5-like. NCBI's taxonomy places the organism in Eukaryota, Metazoa, Chordata, Actinopteri, Salmoniformes, Salmonidae. Gene Ontology annotation, biological process: cellular response to glucocorticoid stimulus; regulation of insulin secretion; neuropeptide signaling pathway. The record is from RefSeq and is a predicted model, not a curated record. Gene Ontology annotation, molecular function: neuropeptide binding; somatostatin receptor activity. Gene Ontology annotation, cellular component: neuron projection; plasma membrane.